Molecule: messenger RNA, 1344 nt
Organism: Linnemannia hyalina
Lineage: Eukaryota; Fungi; Mortierellomycota; Mortierellomycetes; Mortierellales; Mortierellaceae
Source: the annotation of a GenBank genome assembly
AUGACCGACACUCACCCCGCCCCUACCGCUACCGUCGAGGACGUUAUCCCCUCCCUUGAGGCCGCCACUAUCGAGGACAAGGCUGUCGAGCACGUCCACGGCCCCGACUGCAGCCACGACCACGAGCAUGACCACGAGCACGGAGAGGGUCAGCAGGCUCCCCAGCACAGAAACGACUUUGACCUUUUGGAGACCAACGGCACCAAGGACAAGACCGCCGAUCCCCUUGUCAAGAAAUACUUUGCUGCCAAGGAGCUCUUUGCCAACGCUCUGGAGCGUUUGAACGAGAUCCCCGAGGGAGCCGAUCCCGAGUUGAUUACAAAGCACCAGGAUGAGAUCGUGUCGGUGACCAAGGAUCUGAUGAAAGCUUUCUUGCUGGACGAGAAGGCUUGCCAGAUGCACCAGAGAAUCCUCAAGCUCGCCGAGCAGUACGAGGUCUACGUCCAGACCAACAACCCCGAGGGCACCUCGACCACCACCGCCGACUCUGAGGAAGAGGAUGCCGAGAAGCAGAACACCAUCUACACCAAGGAUUCCGUCGUCUUCGUUAUUAUGAUCCUCUGGAGCGGUGGACAGUAUGAGCACUGCAUCCAGACCAUUGGCUUUGCCAUCCAGGAGUUCGAGGACAUCAAGGGACGCAUGUUGGAGCUCCGUGCUUCCUGCCACAUGGCUCUCCGCAACUUCAAGGCCUGCAAUGAAGAUUUGGAGGAGGCUUUGGCCACCGAGCCCAUCAACGUCGAGAACCACUCGACCCUCGGAAACGUCUACUAUGCCACCCACCAGGCCGCCGACGCCCUCCACCACUUCAAGGAAUUCGUUCAGGUUGCUCACCCCGAUUCCCGCACCCUCCCCAACGCCUACUAUGCUCUCGCCACCUUGACCCUCCAGUCGGCCCCCUCGGGCGCGACCAAGAAGAAGUCCAACCAGGCCUUGAAGCAGUCCUCGAUCCUCAAGGAGGCCCAGACCUACUUCAAGCUCGCCCAGGAGGCCGACCUCCGCUUCAAGGAGCUCUACGGAGUCGUUACUGGUUUCAACGAGAUCAAGCGGACCGCCUACCAGGCCUUCCAGGCUCGUACUGCUAACCGUUCCGGACUCAUCCAGACUGAUCCUACCCCUGCCUUGUUGGAGGCUUCGGAGGCCUUGAAGAAGGCGUUUAAGAACCCUGGUAUCUCAGCCUGUGCCAACUGUGGUCGCGCUGACAAUGUUGCCAACGAGGGCCGUUCCCAGGACUUGAAGCCUAAGCCUUUGCUCAAGUGUGCCAAGUGCAGCAAGGUCGCUUACUGCUCCAGACCUUGCCAGAUCACUCACUGGAACUCUACCCACAAGAACACUUGCAAAAAGUAA